ACAUCACGGCCGUGCGUGUGGCGAUGCGAGCUUGGGAGCGAAGGUGAUCUUAGAGGGAGAACCACCCUAGGGCUUUGUUUCAGAAAGAAACAUGUCCACCCUUUCCUUCGGAUUCCCACCCCUGCAGCCGAGCCACACGGAAGAAGCGUGGUUCCCUCGCCUCGAGUCUGACGAGAUUGUGGUCGUCGGGCGACUGGAGGAUUCGGUGAGGCGGGCGAAGGACAAGGUCCGCUUGCACCCCUACCCGCCCUACGUCGGCCAAAGCACACCGGAGGAAGAGGACGACGCAACUGCCGACGAGGACGAUAACCAGGAGGAGAAGACCAGGGACACCCAAGACAUGGCGGCGCCGAGAGAGGGCGACGAGGCAGUGGCAACGGUGGCGGCUGCAGCGGCGGCGCAGGCGGCGCAUGUAGCGGAUGAGCCGUCAACGGGGGGUGAGGGUGCCAUGAUGGACGACGACGACGACGACGAACAAGCGGGAGAAGACGACGAAUCGGGGCAACCAGACUACUGACUGAAAACAGCCAACCUCAACCGAGUUUCCGCCCAGCUACAGUAGUCCCCUCCCUCGCUACUGACUGGGUGAAUCUGCGGGCGGAUGGCUGGCUGUACAGGCAGGACAGGACCAAGCUCACAUGCGAAUACAGACAGUCGCGAUCUGGCGAAGGACAAGUGAACGCACUACGUGUAGCGUACAAGUGUCCGAUUUCUUGUGGAUGUGGCGGACGCUGGCAUCUAUUAGGCAUGUCUCAAGUGUUGUGCAGGUGUUGAGCCAGCUCCGGCACGGUUCCGCCUUGGCUCUGUAUGUGCUGUCUGAGGUUGGUUGCAACAUCGUACUAUAGUGGAUCGUCACACGUUUGGUUUGUUUUGUGGGCAAUGUUGCCGUU
Ectocarpus siliculosus is the source of this 890-nucleotide messenger RNA. The record is from the annotation of a GenBank genome assembly. Lineage: Eukaryota; Phaeophyceae; Ectocarpales; Ectocarpaceae.